This is a messenger RNA of Durusdinium trenchii, 849 nucleotides long. The record is from the annotation of a GenBank genome assembly. NCBI's taxonomy places the organism in Eukaryota, Dinophyceae, Suessiales, Symbiodiniaceae.
AUGCUGCAAUCCAUGUCAGGCGCUCGCUUCCAGCGGGACGUGAUCUCCUACAAUGGCGCCGCGAGCGCGUGUGAGCGGAUGGCUGCAGUGGAAGAGACCUGGGAGAUGGCCCUGUGCUUGUUCCAGGAGGCGAACCUGCUGCGUGUGGCGGACCCCAUCACCAGUAACAGCGUUUUGGCCGCCUGUGCCCGCGCAGCCGCCUGGCCGGCAGCCCUCAAACUGGGCUGUGCAGCCGGUGAUUGGGGGACCAUUGCGGCCAAUGCCGUGCUACGUGCCUGUGCUUCAGGACUUCAGUGGCGUCGGGCGCCGCUUCUGCUGGUCACACUGUGGGGCCGCGCCAACGCUGUGUCCUUGGAGGCGGCGGUGGCCGCACACCAUGCUGCGAUGCAGUGGUCCAUGGCGCUUCGUUGUCUCACACAGACCCGUGUGGCAAGGACCACGUCCGGAGCCAAGGCUCCAGGCUGCACCACUGGGACUUGGGCCGGCGGCCUCAGCGAUGGCUCCACGCCCGCGGACGCGGGCUUGGAGCCCGAGGAUGUGCUUGGACGGCAAAUCAAUGACUUCAUCAAGGCGAUGGACCGCUGGAACCAGAGACCUAGGCACGGUUUGGCAGCCAAAGUGCACGUGCAAGCGCCCGGCGGCCCGAGGAGGCCUGAAAGUCCAGAUUGGAAUCCGAGAAAGACUCCGAAGUUGUAUGCAGCAGUUGCAAAGCCCGGAAGUAACCUGGAGUAUCCCGCGGAGAAUCACUAUCCCAUGCAAGCACAUCCUUGGCCCCAGGCGCCCCUUCGAACCGUGUCUCCAUGUCGAGUCGUUGGCCCCGUGGCGGGGCCGCAGAAGUGGGGCGGAUGA